Messenger RNA from Colletotrichum phormii, 1389 nucleotides. Its product is annotated as major facilitator superfamily domain-containing protein. Lineage: Eukaryota; Fungi; Ascomycota; Sordariomycetes; Glomerellales; Glomerellaceae. The record is from RefSeq and is a predicted model, not a curated record. Bases 1 to 1389 code for a protein of 462 amino acids. Gene Ontology annotation, cellular component: membrane. Gene Ontology annotation, molecular function: transmembrane transporter activity. Gene Ontology annotation, biological process: transmembrane transport. The transcript has a single exon.
AUGUUCGCCAGUCUCGCCCAGGCCAUGGCACCGGCCCUCGCCAUCGCCGAGUCGUUCCCGGAUCUACCGAGCGGCCAGCACUCGUGGUUCACCGCGGCCUAUACACUCACCAUAGGGGCCUUUGCCCUCCCGUCCGAACGCCUGGGCAACGUCUUUGGCCGCAAACGCGUCAUCAUUGUCGGAUGUCUCUGGUUCGCGCUCUGGAGCCUCCUCGCCGGCUUCUCCGUUAGUGUCCAGAACGGUGCGGCGAACGGCACCGCCUACUUCUGCUUCUGCCGUGCCAUGCAGGGUCUCGGGCCGGCGCUCUGCAUACCCAACGGCUUCUCCGUUCUCGAGACGACUCUGCCGCCGAGCCAGAGGAAGGACAUGGCACUCGCGUUCUUCAGCGUCGCCGCACCCGUAGGCUUCGUAGUCGGCGCCGUAAUGUCCUCUCUCUUCGCCUACAACGAUUCCUGGGAAUGGUCCUUCUUCGUUCUCGCGGCCGUCAACGUUUCCGCCGCAGGUCUCAGUCUCCUAGUCGUCCCACGACAAGGCCCCCGGAAACCCGCAUACGCUCACACCAUCUGGGUUCAGCUCGACCUAUCCGGAACCCUCCUCAGCAGCAGCGGCCUCAUCCUAUUCAGCUUCGCAUGGAACCAAGCACCUGCCGUAGGCUGGCGCACACCAUACACCUACUUCAUCCUCAUUAUCGGCACCAUGCUCCUCGCCGCCUUCCUCUACAACGAGACCGCCGCCGCGAACCCCUUACUCCCGCUGCGCGCCAUGACCUCGAGGCCGAACCUGAUCCUGGGCUGCACGGCAGCGGCGUGGGCUUGCUUCGUCCUCUGGGCCUUUUACGGCUUCCAAGCCGUCGAGGUCCUCCGCAGUUGGAAUCCGCUCCUCGCCAGCGCGGGAUUCGUGCCCGUCGCCGUCGAGGCUGUAGCGGUGGGCCUGCUGCUGGCGUAUCUGAUGCCUGGAGACGAGGUAUACUGGGCUUUCCUUGCCGCCGUCCUAUCCUUUUUACUAGCGUCCAUCCUCAUGGCUACGGCACCCUCCGAUCAAACGUACUGGGCAAAUACGUUCGUCAGCACCUUGUUCGCUUCGCUUGGGAUGGUCUCGACUACGCCACUCGCUACCAUCCUGCUUAGACAAAACCUGGCAGAGGGGCAACAAGGAGUCGCGAGUGGUCUGGUUUUGGCUGUGUCGAGCUACGGCAUGUCGCUAGCUUUUGGAAUGGCGAGAACCGUAGAGGUCCAGGUUAAUCCAGGUGGCGUAGCCAAGCUGUCCGGGUUCCAUGGAGCCCAAUAUCUUGGGACCGGACUAGGUGGCCUGGCAGUAAUAUGUGCGACAGCACUCCUAGUGCUUGUAGUAAAGUUCAGAGGUAGAUCUGACGAAGACGAAUACGCCUAG